AUGGAUAAAAAACCUUCUGAUAAAAGUGUCAAACCAAAUCAAAAACCUUCUGAAAAAAGCGCCAAGCUGAAUCAGUCGAGCAGCAAGUCAGAUACGGACGUAGAAUUUAAAUAUGAAAAAAAAGCACCUAUAGCUAUCAACACUCAGUUUAAAUAUUCACAAUCUGACGGUUUUCAUGACUCUUCGAAUAUUAACUUACCUCCAAAGGCUGACAAUUUGAAAUCAAAAUUUUUCACGCAAAAAUUUCCAAAAUUUUCCAUCCUAGUUUUUUCCCGUGAGUUAGAUGAUACUGCUACCGCUUCUAAAGAAUCUACGAAUUCAAAAAAUUACUCAAUGCAGUCAUUCGAAGUUCUGAAAUCCUCUCCCGAGACACAACAACUGCAGAAAACUCAUAGCUUGGCAAUUUUCAAAUCAAGAAAACCAACGCCCAAAAAAAUGAUAUCUCUCAUUUCAUCAGUCGACAGUUACGAUAUAGAAAAAAAAAUUUCCGAAGAAAAAGCUAAGAAAAAAUCUAUUUUUGCUAAAAUAAUUGCUUUAAUAGCACCCACUAAAAUUGAAGAAACACGUGCAUAUGGGCCAACAGUGGUUCCCUCUGGGCUCCUCGAAAUUGAUGAAUCUUCUAGAUUUCCAUCCUCGUCAUAUAAGAAAGUAAGCAAGACUAACACGCAAGAUAGAAGAAGUUUGCAAGCUUCAUCAACAAUGACUAUUGCAAGAAGUAAAUCGAAAGUGCAAGAUAAAAUGGCUCGACCGUCGAGUGCCGAAAAGUUAAACGACGAAUUAUUUACGUCAAACUUUAAACAGUCUUCGCUUGGUAUUUCAGAAUCAGAGAAAGGAUUUAAGAGGAAGUUGAUAUCAAUUAGAAAAUUAAAUCAACUGGAACGAAAAGCACAGCAACAAGAAAUGCGAGAUCACCAGCAGAGUUCAUUACCUAAACAACUCUUAGAUCAGUCUCCGUCAGGAUUUAGCGAUACAUCGAAAAAAAUUCAAAAGAAUGAUUUCUCCAGAUCAAAUGAAACUAUUCAUUCGGAUCAGGAUGAGGUGAUUGAUCAAAGAGACGAAUCCAAUGAAAUAACAUUUGCUUCAAAGAGAAAAAAGAAGCCUAAAUACUUUGUGUUUGUGAUCAUAUGCAACUUAGCUUUCAUGGUUCUGCUUAUGUGUUAUGCCUUGUACCAUUUCGCACCUGAACCAAGAACACAUGAUGAAUAUGAUUACGAUACUUAA
This is a messenger RNA of Helobdella robusta, 1221 nucleotides long. RefSeq lists its product as hypothetical. The record is from RefSeq and is a predicted model, not a curated record. The transcript is spliced from 3 exons. Bases 1 to 1221 code for a protein of 406 amino acids. NCBI's taxonomy places the organism in Eukaryota, Metazoa, Annelida, Clitellata, Rhynchobdellida, Glossiphoniidae.